Diabrotica virgifera virgifera (western corn rootworm) is the source of this 8159-nucleotide messenger RNA. It is a transcript of the gene Ac13E, whose product is annotated as adenylate cyclase type 9. Gene Ontology annotation, biological process: intracellular signal transduction; adenylate cyclase-activating G protein-coupled receptor signaling pathway; cyclic nucleotide biosynthetic process. Gene Ontology annotation, molecular function: adenylate cyclase activity. Lineage: Eukaryota; Metazoa; Arthropoda; Insecta; Coleoptera; Chrysomelidae. Bases 413 to 4750 code for a protein of 1445 amino acids. The record is from RefSeq and is a predicted model, not a curated record. The transcript has 7 exons.
GUCAGAAAAGUUGGUAAUCCAAAAAAGAAGUAAAAAUUGAAAGUACAUAAGGGAGAGUUUUCUGUUUAAUUUAAAAAUGAAUUUUGUUUAUAGUUUCAUGAAUACCACACGAAGUACAUUUGUUAUGUAAUAUUCAAUUAUCAAAACUGGAAGACAUUGCUUAAUCCCAAUAUCAUUAAAAAAUUAUCAUAAAAACAUGUAAAGGUAUAGUGCAAAGCAAACACUGAUUGUUGACAUAAGCCAUAAUGUUUAAUUUAGAUUUUAAACAUGUUUCCAAAGCACAACACAGCUACUUUAUGUGGAUAUGCCUGCUUAUUUAUGAAACCAUGUAAUCAGUAAAAUGGAAUCACAGGAGCUAUGAAGAUUAUAAUAGUGUGUUCUAAAAUGUCCUAAGACAGUUAUAUUAAUCAAAAUGAAUCAGUUUGCGAACAUAAUGAAGGAGAGGGAGAGGGCAGACUCCUCAUCUUAUGUUAAAUCAGACAUAAAAGAUGAUAAUCCCUCGGAUUUGGUGGAGGAUGAGAACACACAGUUGUCUCUUGAUCCCAACGUGCAAACGUACCUGGCUCAGAUGUCACAAGAGUCUGGUUGCUGGGGGAAAUGCUUUCCUAUACCGUUUGAAAGAGCCUCUCAGAAGUCAUGGUGGGACCCGACUUUUGACUCGGAAAUACUUGAAGAGCAGUAUAAAAAGAGUUCGAGUAAUAGUAACAAAAUCAAAUUUAGGUACGCUCUAAUAUACCUCACUGUGAUUUCCACGACGUGGCUGACAUAUUUCUUAGUAGUCGGCUGGUUGGGAGACAUCCGCCAUUGGCAGUUGGUCUGUAGCCUUAUCUUGGUACUAAUCGUCUGCUUAGUUACGUCCCUCUUCUUCACAUACACUAACACAUUCGACAAGAACAUGGUUUCAUUAACUUCUGGUUUAGCCGUACUCCUCACUGUGUUGAGUCUAACAUUCCUAGUUGUUGUACAACUGUUACCUGUGGGCAAUUUCGCUCUGUGCAUCCAAAUGUUAUUUCUUUUAUAUACUCUUGUACCACUCAAGCUUUAUCUUAGUCUCUUUUUGGGACUUUUUUAUUCGGUAGCUUAUGAGUUGCUGAUCCACUUUUUGGAACCUCAAGGCAACUUUAAUGCAUCAACUCUGAGCGCGAAAAUUCUCAGUCAUUUCGCUAUACAUCUCAUAGGUUUUCACAUCUGCUUGAUGAAUAAUGUAAGAAGUAGGAAUACGUUUAUGAAAGUUGGUCAGAGUCUGCUAGUUCGUCGACAAUUGGAACUGGAGAAAAGACUUAAAGAGAACAUGAUCCAUUCUCUUAUGCCAAAAAGUGUUGCCGAUUGGUUGAAGAAGGAAGACGAGAAUUUCACGAGAAGACAAUCCUCAGACUCAACCAAUGAUUUUAAAUCCUUAUUUCGGCCAUUCAACAUGGACAACAUGGAAAACGUCAGUAUACUAUUCGCAGACAUUGUAGGUUUCACCAAGAUGUCUGGUAGCAAAAGCGCCGAAGAACUAGUAGAUAUCCUCAACAACUUGUUCCAAAGGUUUGACUCCUUGUGUAAGAUACACAAUUGUGAGAAAAUAUCUACUUUGGGUGAUUGUUAUUACUGCGUUAGCGGUUGUCCUGAAGCUAGAUCGGAUCAUGCUCAGUGCUGCGUCGAGAUGGGGCUGAGUAUGAUCCAAGCCAUUAAACAGUUCGACCAUGAGAAGAACGAAGGGGUCAAUAUGAGGGUCGGUAUCCACACUGGCAAGGUUUUGUGCGGGAUCGUUGGAACGAGAAGGUUUAAGUUCGAUGUUUGGAGUAAUGACGUCACUCUAGCGAAUAAGAUGGAGUCUACGGGAAAGCCUGGAAUGGUACACGUCUCGGAGAAAACCGUUAGUUUCUUGAAUGAUGGGUACUUGUUAGAAGACGGAGAAGAUGUUAUGGGAUUAAGAACAUACUUUAUCUUGGGUCGAAAAACCGACAAAACACCAUCAUACAGCGGAUCCUUUCGAGCCGAAGGUCGCCAGAAGUACGCCAACUCUCUCCAGCUCUUCAUCUCACCUCCUUCCAACUCUUCUUCCUCUCCUCCUUCUCGUCCUCGCGUCCUAUCCUGUGAUACUUCCUCAAAUUACAUAAAACCACAACAACAAUCGCAACAUUUACUCUCCCCCGACGUAUGUAAAAUAAAGGCGAGCAGUUUACCUAGUAUCUUAGAUCUGGAAAGCGACGAUGCUAUCUGUACUAGCCCGAACAACAACGACUCUUCCUGUACCGAUGAUAUUAAAACUCCGACCAGUACGGCUAGUUCUGGAAAGUACGCCGUGAAAUUGAAGAACUGGAAAAUGCCGAAGUUUAUGAGGAAACUGUCAGAUCAGAAGCAGGAUUUGGAAGUGGACGUGUUUACUGUUUCCCCUCUGCCGCCUACCGAAGACGGAUACCAACAACUAGGCAGUUCCUUUCUAAUACACCUAUUGGACAAAGCACGUAAAACUUCUGUUCCUAGAGAUGAGGCAUGCGUUCCUUGUCUCGAAACGUUAUCUUCGGCAAGCUCGUUCCCAGCACUUCCGCUAUGUCCGGGUGCGCACAUUAAGGUUCCUACGAUCAUCGAAGCAACCGUUAAUGGCAAUAAAGAUUACAUACCAAAGACAGACGUUGAAGAUUCGUUGAAAGACAAUAUCGAUAUAAAAUCCUAUAUAAGCCAGUCCCGAAGCGAUAUCGGUCAGUUUGAUUAUUCCUCCAACUGUGAAUUCAUCAGGAGCGGAAGCUAUAGAUCACAAUAUGUUAGAUCCCCGGCGUCGGAUCUCCAGUAUUUACACCGAAGUGGAAGCAGUCGAUCUAGACGAAGUAAAUCACCAAUGUUUGACAGCUUGGAGCCCACGGAAAGAGUUAGAAGCGCUACUGUCUCCACCAUCAGUAUCCAGAGACCGAAGAGGUCCUUUGAACUUCCCAGUAGGUUAUCCAGUGUUACCGGAUUAGAAGAAAAUGUCAAUCAGAGCAGAAAAGAUUCUGGAAUUCGGAGUAAUAGUAGGAAAAGUAGUAUACAGAUCGAUCCAACCCUUACGAAUUCAGAAAUGCUACAUCGAGGCUCUGGAUAUUACACGGCUAGUCAAUUCUCAAUAAACCACACCCCUCAAGUGGCAAGGAAAUUCGGACCGCCAUUUUUCGACAAAUCCGGAGCAUCUAUACAAAUUUUGCGAAAACAAUCAGACCGACAGUUAAUAAAAUGUGUUCAAGACAACUCCAAGUCAAAAUCUUCAUAUUUCAUAAAACCGCCUUUGUCCAGCAUUUCGUUAUUUUUCAAGGACAAAGAGAUGGAGCGACAGUAUCGUCAGAACGUUCACCGAAUACCGAAAAGAGGAGACCAAGAUAUUAUGACUUUGGCCAAUUCCAAAUUUAACACGUAUCUAGACGUAUUGGUGUCGUUGCUGGUUUUUCUCUUAGUCUCUUUGGGAUCGGCUUUAUUGUACAAAGUGACCUCGGUGUGGCUAACGACAUUUUUCGUGCUGCUGCUUUUGCAAUCGUUGGGCAUAGCUUUUUGUUUGAAAAAUGUUGUGCGAUGGUUCGACAGAGUGUUGUGGUGCUUCAUCAGGUUUUACCGAUGGAAUUUCUUCGGAGCUGUGCUCGUGAGUUUGCCUCUAGUUUCAGCAAUAGCAAACUUCGCUAAUAAUCAAAACUUUUCACCGACCAGCCUUAAUACCUUCAGUUAUUUGGUCUUCGUCGGUCUAGUUCAUUUCUGCAACUUCACCCAGUUGAAUUGUUGGAUGAAGAACAUCCUAGCUACUGUAAGUAGUAUAUCUUUAGCUUUCGCAUGUAUAUUUAUUGACGAUAGUUCCUGUAGCUACGAAAUAAUGCAGUCUAAUAGCACCAAUACAAACGGCUCAUUAGUAUUAGAUAGAUUUAAUUAUACAACUACGACAGAGGAUAGAUCUUGCGUGUUUUAUAAGGCUGAAAUAGUUUUGAAUUUGUUAAUAUUGGUCAUACUGAUAUGGCUGUUAACGAGAGAGUUCGAGAUCGGUUACAGAUUGAGUUUCCACACGAAUUACGUAGCUAAUAGAGAUAAAAACAAAGUGGAAACUUUAAAGAACCAAGCCGAUUACCUUAUAUAUAAUAUAGUUCCGGAACACGUAGCGGAACAGUUGAAAAAAGACGCCAAAUACUCAGAGAAUUUUAAGAACGUAGCUAUCAUUUUUGCCAGUGUUGUAAACUUCAACGAAAUGUACGAUGAGAGUUUUGAAGGAGGUAAAGAGUACCUUAGGGUUCUUAACGAACUAAUAGGAGAUUUCGAUGAACUCUUGGACCGGCCAGAGUUUCACAGCGUGGAGAAAAUAAAGACCAUAGGAUCGACGUUUAUGGCCGCUAGUGGACUGAAUUCGCGCAAGCGCUUACUGCAGAAGGAUCCCAACGAACAUCUUUUCGCGUUGAUGGAUUUCGCUAUAGAAAUGCAGAACGUAGUGAACGAUUUUAACAGAUAUUUAUUAGGUUUCGUGUUGGAGUUAAGAGUCGGUUAUAACUUCGGAGAUGUAACCGCUGCAGUUAUAGGAAACACAAAACUUUAUUAUGACGUUUGGGGAGACGCGGUCAACAUCGCGUCCAGGAUGGAUAGUACCGGUACGAAAGGUAAAUUGCAGGUAGGUGAACAUUGUUUGCCGAUUUUACAAGAGAAAUACGAGUUUGAAUUGAGGGGAUCAAUUUAUGUUAAAGGUAAAGAUCAUAUGAAUGUUUAUUUUCUGAAGAAGAAGAAAACUUCGCCGUUCCUGUCGGUCCCCGACACUUCAUUGUGAUGCUUAGAUUAGAUAAAGAAACUUUAAAUGAAAUUUUAAUACAGUAGGCUAGUAUAGAGUCACUCAUUUUUUUCAAAUUGACUUCUGACACAUUCGAAAUGAUAUAUUCGAAUAUACUUAGGUAAAAUAUUGUCAGGAUUGUUAUUUAUUUAUAUUUUAUUGGAUGCGCUAGUUAAAACAAGUUGACAUUUUCUUCCAAUAUCGUACAGACUUAUGAAAAUAUACAACCUAUAGUUUUAUAGGUUUUAAAAUAUAGACGAAGCAACGAAGCACUAAAAAGCCCAAAACCUAGGAAUUUUGUGCAGUAAGAUGAAUCGUCAUGCAACUUUUUGCAUUCAAUUUGAGAGAGUGUCAGGCAAUUUUGUGAACUAAAUUGAUCUCCGGCAAAAAAUUUUGUGCAUGAGAAAAUGCAUUUUCAAAGUGCAUCUCGAAGAGGUAAAAAUGAAAAAUUUAGAACUCAAGAAAUAUUGCCGAAAAUGAGUUCAAUUUUUUAUAUUUGGGGGUUUUGGAGGUCAGUAAACACAAAUUUCAUAACAGCGAAUGUCUCCGAGGUACCUGGGGCCCAGGGUGAAGCUCGUCGCCUGGGACGAUCGAAUAAUUUGCGAAAUGAAGAUCGGAUCGAAAAACUGAAAAAUACGCGUUUAAUAUUUUUCAAAAAUCUAUCGAAUGACACUAAAGACGACCCCGCACUCCAUCCCCUGGAGGCGGCGUGCGGGUAACUUUAAAAUCUUAAACGAAAACGCCCAUUUGUUAUUACAGAUUUGGAUUGCUUACGUAAAAAUAAGCAACUUUUAUUCGAGAAAUGUUUUCGAAUUGUGGAUAGAUGGCGCUAUAAUCGGAAAAAACGAUUUAUCGUGAUACCAUAGGUAAAUUAUAGAAACGGUCUAAUAUAUCGAGAAAUACACUUCCAAAUAAAAGACCAAAAAAUACGUAUUUGAUAUUUUUCAAGAACCUAUCAAAUAUCAAACACGACUCUCCACUCCACCCCCAAGGAGGUGGGGUGAGGGGUUAACUUUAAAAUCUUAAAUGGGAAUCCCCAUGUUUUAUUGCAGAUUUGGAUUCCUCAUGAAAAAAUAAGUAAUAUUUAUUCGAAAUAUUUUUUAGAAUUGUUAAUAGAUGGCGCUAAUAAAUAGUGUUUUUCCGAUUAUAGCGAUAUCUAUCCAUAAUUCGAAAAAAUGUCUCGAAUAAAGGUUACUUAUUUUUACGUAAGGAAUUCAAAUCUUCAAUAAAAAAUGGGGGCUCGUAUUUAAGAUUUUAAAGUUACACCCCACCCCACCUCCAGGGGGUGGAGUGGAGGGUCGUGUUUUAUGUUAUUCGAUAGGUUCUUAAAAAUUAUAAAAGACGUAUUUUUUGGUUUUUUAUUUGGAAGUGAAUUUAUCGAGAUAUUAGACCGUUUAUAUAAUUUACCUAUGGUAUCACGAAAAAAUCGUUUUUUCUGAUUAUAGCGCCAUCUAUCCACAAUUCUAAAAAAUAUCUCGAAUAAGAGUUGCUUACGUUUACGUACGCAAUCCAAAUAUGCAAUAACAAACGGGGUUUCUAUUUAAGAUUUUAAAGUUUUACCCCCACCCCAUUUCCAGGAGGUGGAGUGGGGUGGUCAUGUUUAGUGUGUAUAUUUUUGAAAAAUAUUGAACACGUAUUUUUCAAUUUUUCGAUCCAAUCUUCAUUUCGCGGAUUAUUCGAUCGUCCUGCGAAUUAUUCGGUCGUCCCAGUUCCACCCUGGGCAUCAGGUACCUCGGAGACCAUCGCCGUCAUGAAAUUCGUGUUCAGUGACCUCCAAAAACCCCUAAGUAUAAAAAUAUAACUCAUUUUCUCAAUAUUUCCAGAGUCCUAAAUUUUUUUCCAUCUCUUCGAGAUGCACUUUAAAUAUGCUUUUUCUCAUGCGCAAAAAUUUUUGCCGCGGAGAUUAAUUUAGUUCACAAAAUUGCCUGACACUCUCACGAAUCGAAUGCAAAAAGUUGAAUGACGAUUCAUCUUACUGCACAAAAUUCCUAGGUUUAAUGCUUCGUUGCCUCGUCUAAUAGGCGAAAUGGACGAAUCACAGUUGCUAAUAAUUAAUCAUGGUACAGUAGACUCCCUUAAGUUCGGCCUCGGUUAGUUCGGUCUCCGCUUAUUCCGGCUCUCUGAGCAUUAGUCACACACUUUGCACAUCAAAAAUCAUUAGAAAAGAAAAUUCAGAAAAAAAUUACUGACUUUUUUUAAGUGUUUAAGAAGCCAAACCACCAAUGUGCAAUAAUAUUUUUAAAUUUUAUUAGGCCCAGAGUUCUGUAAGUAUUGUUUUAUAGUAUUUUUGAAACGGUCUAUCUUUUUGUAUAUAUGUUAAACUUAAGUCAGAGUAUUCCCCUGUGUUGUCUUCUACUUAAUGUACAAGUGUUUUGUUUUUGCUAGAUCCAUACAAACAAUAAAUGGGCAUUUUUUAGAUAAGCAUCGGUUAGUUCGGCCACAUUUAAGUUCGGCCUAGGGUGCGGUCCCGAGGUGGCUUACGGGAGUUUACUGUACAACGAUAACGAAAAGUAAAAUAUUUUUUCUAAAAAUAAAAAUUAUUAUUAAUAUUUUGAGGAGAUAAAAUCGAAGAUCUUAAUCCAGUCACGUCAUAGUGAAUACCAAUCAAAAAACGUUACGUCACGACGUGUGAUAGUUGGUUUCUCGAGUUGUAUUAAAUAACCUAGAGAUUGAACUCCUUAUGAUCUUAUUAAGACACAAUUGAAGCCGGCUAGAGGGCGCUAUUUUUCGGCGAGAAAUAAAAUAAGGGGGCAAUAAUUUGAAAAUUCAAAUUUACUGAAUAUGAGAAAAUGUUCAAAGAUCUCGCUUGUCAGCUUUAUUUAUGAUAUUUAAAUAAGUGAACUUUCAAACAAUAUUUACAUUUUUUGACCCCUUAUUUGGGUCCACACGCGCACUAAACUUUAAAAAAUCUGCUUCACAUAUUGUCCUGUACUUCUACAUCUAUUUUAUUAUUCCUACAUCCAUGAAACAACUAAAUAUAGGACAGCAAACUUAAAAACAUUAAUAGACAUUUAAAUAAAAUACAUCACAUAAGUGACGUCAUGCAAUUUGAUUGGUAUUCGGUGUCACGUGACUCGGUAGUGAUUUAUUUUAAUACCCCUAUUCUCUCCAUACAUAUGUCAAAUAAAACUAAUAUUAGGAGAAGAUUGUUGCAUAUACAGGGUGAGGCAGAUAACAGGCCUAUUAGAAAUAUCUCGAGAACUAAAGGCAACAGAAUCACGAAAAUUGGAAUACAGGGGUUUUGAAGGAUGAUCUAUUAAAUGAAAAUAUUUUCAUCUCUUUGCAACUUCCGGUUAUACCGGAAGUUGCUUAUAACUUCGUUUUUUUAAAUGGGACACCCUGUAUAUUUUUACAUUUUUGGAUUCUCUUUGAUGUCUUCUUUUUUAAAAUAUGAGGAUUUGUAAUGUUA